Funneliformis geosporum is the source of this 628-nucleotide messenger RNA. The record is from the annotation of a GenBank genome assembly. NCBI's taxonomy places the organism in Eukaryota, Fungi, Glomeromycota, Glomeromycetes, Glomerales, Glomeraceae.
AUGCUAAACGCUCAAGAAAGAAGAAUUAUAAACAGUUGUCAAACCUGUCGCACACCAAUCUACGAAGGCGAACCAAUUUAUACUAGUUCCAAAAGUCAAAGUUCUGGUCAUGCUAGAGGUGCCUAUGGAGGAAAGAGUUUUGGUGAUUAUCAAGCGGGAGGUUAUGGGGGAACUUAUGGUAGCACUCAUGCCUCCGAAAGUGGAAUUUUAUUAGUGAUUAUUGCAACGAUUGCUAGCGCCUUUAUUUUUCCAGGCUUAGAAGAAAGCGGAAUUCUUGUGGGUAGUUUAGCUUUAGUAAGCAUUUUAGGAAAUCUUUUCCAACCUAUGGUUGACCGGGAAAAAUAUGAAAUAAAAGAAGUGCGACGGGGAUUUGCGACUUACUUAUUACUUCGAAAAGAAGUUUUGCUAGCUAAUGAAAAAAACCAUGCUUGGUUAGAAGGAAAAAAAGCCAAAAAAACCCAAGAAGAUUUAAUGAUGGAAGAAAGGGCUAAAAAAAUAUAUGAUAAAAUUAAUAAUACCGCUUUAUUUUUUACCCUUAAAAAAAAUGAGGAAGGUAAACCAUUCGGCUCGAUUGGAUUUAAAGAAAUUUCGACUGAAUUGGAAAAAUUAGAUUUUCACUGUCAAAAGG